Messenger RNA from Metarhizium album ARSEF 1941, 1266 nucleotides. RefSeq lists its product as uncharacterized. Lineage: Eukaryota; Fungi; Ascomycota; Sordariomycetes; Hypocreales; Clavicipitaceae. Bases 1 to 1266 code for a protein of 421 amino acids. The transcript is spliced from 5 exons. Gene Ontology annotation, molecular function: antiporter activity. Gene Ontology annotation, cellular component: trans-Golgi network; Golgi apparatus; endosome. The record is from RefSeq and is a predicted model, not a curated record.
AUGGCGUCGUCUUCCUGCUCUUCGACCGCCAGUCCUCUGCCCACCACAAAUUCAAUGUCCGCCGCCCGCCCUCCCACGCCCAGGUCGUCUUUUGACAUGGACGACGACACUCCGCCUCGCAACGUUGCCGACAAGAUAGAGCCCCCCCUCAGGCAAACGCUGCACACUGCCGUCUAUAUUUCAUUAUGGAUUUUCAUUUCCAAUCUGACCAUUCUGUUUAACAAGUGGCUGAUAGACACGCAAGGAUUCCGCUUUCCAAUACUUCUCACGUGCUGGCAUCUGGUUUUUGCUACCGUGGCUACCCAAGUCCUCGCUCGAACGACGACGCUCCUCGACUCCCGCAAGAAGCUGCCCCUGACCCCUCGUCUCUACGCUCAAACCAUCCUCCCCAUUGGCAUCUUUUACUCGGGCUCACUCGUCUGCUCUAAUGUCGUCUACCUGUACCUUUCUGUCCCCUUUAUCCAGAUGCUCAAGGCCGCCGCCCCCGUCGCAGUCCUCUUCACCUCGUGGACGUGGCGCGUUGCCGAACCCAACCUGGCAUCGUUCCUAAACGUCCUUUGGAUUGUUGCCGGCGUGGCUCUGGCUUCGGUGGGCGAGAUACAUUUCUCCCUCAUCGGCUUCAUGUACCAAAUGGGCGGCAUUGUCUUUGAGGCUAUCCGCAUCAUCAUGAUCCAAGUAUUACUUAGUAACGACGGCAUGAAGAUGGACCCCCUGGUCGGCCUCUACUAUUUUGCUCCCGUUUGCGCCGUCAUGAACUUCCUCGUCGCCAUGCCAAGCGAGCUGCCCAACUUUUCCUGGGCUGCCGUGUCCAAUGUCGGAGCGGGCAUGUUGUUUCUCAACGCUUGCAUUGCAUUCUUAUUGAACAUCACCAGCGUCUUCCUAAUUGGCCGCACAUCGGGUCUAGUCAUGACCCUCACCGGCAUCUUCAAAAAUAUUCUCCUCAUCCUCGUGUCCAUCGUCAUCUGGAACACCAAGAUAACCUUCAUGCAGACCAUCGGCUACGCCAUUGCCCUCGCAGGCCUGACGUACUACUCUCUCGGGUACGAACAGCUGUCGAAGCUGUUCCAAUCGUCUGUAGCACGGGCAUCCAGCAUGCUAGGCGCAACGUCUGCGGCUGCCCGAAACUCAGGUUCAUCGGCGUCGAGGAGAUGCGUGCUCGUUUCUGUCGUCAUCUUUAGCGGGUUGUUUAUUUUUGUUGCCGCCCUGCAACAUUACGACCCGUCGACCAAGACGUUAGGGUUGUCCGCUUGGUUUGGCACUGAAUAG